Molecule: messenger RNA, 2913 nt
Organism: Carcharodon carcharias (great white shark)
Lineage: Eukaryota; Metazoa; Chordata; Chondrichthyes; Lamniformes; Lamnidae
Product: gastrula zinc finger protein XlCGF7.1-like
Exons: 2
Coding region: 975-1901 (308 amino acids)
Biological process (GO): regulation of transcription by RNA polymerase II
Molecular function (GO): RNA polymerase II cis-regulatory region sequence-specific DNA binding; DNA-binding transcription factor activity, RNA polymerase II-specific
Source: RefSeq, a predicted model, not a curated record
UGGAACAGACGGUAAGUGAGCUCGAGCGAGCGGACUUAAAAUGCGGGUUUGAGAAAGACCGAGUGCGAAUUCAGAGCCGAAAGUAAAACCGGGAACAUGGAUGGGGCCGGCGAGUGAGUUGGGAGGCUUCAUAAACUCACGGUGUCCGCCCCAAACGCUCAAUCAGGAGCCAUAUUUCCCGCGUUUAACUGGACGACGGCUGAGGUCUAACAGCAAAAAAACUGCGGAUGCUGGAAAUCCAAAACAGAAACAGAAAUACCUGGAAAAACUCAGCAGGUCUGGCAGCAUUGACGGAGAACGUUUCGAGUCCUCAUGGCCCUGUUGACAAACUGUUGAAGGGUCAUGAGGACUCGAAACGUCAACUGACGGCUAAGGUCUAUUUUCCAGAAGUAGGCCCCAGCUAACGGCCGCCAUCUUUAUUGGGAGCAAUGAGCAACUGUGAGCAUGUGCGGCCGCCAUCUUUGUGAGGGGCAAGGUCCAACAGGGUGCACGCGUGGCCGCUGUCUUUACAGAGGCAGGAAACCCGGAUGAAUGACCCGCAGGAGGCACAACAAAUCAGAGAUAGAGUGGUGUGAAAUCAAUGGGUUGUUGUAAAAGAGGAGAUCAGGAGAAUUAGAAAGGGAGGAUUUGCAGACGAGAAACUCAAACCAAACAUCACAUUAAGAUCUGACACAGUCACUCGAUUCAUCAGGACCUGAAUAUCAUCAGCCUUUGAAUGUGUAAGGAGAAAUAUUUGUCUGUUCUAUCUUUGGGAAAAGAUUUCAAACAUCUGUGUGACGGGAAAAGCAUUGAGACACACACACACCCAAGUGAGAGUGUUCCAGUGAACUGACUGUGGAAAGAGCUUUAACCAGUUACACAGCCUGAAAUAACUUUACACCAUUCACACUGGGGAGAAACUGUACACGUGUUCUCUGUGUGGACAAGGCUUCAACUGAUCAUCAAACCUGGAGAGACACGGGAACACAUGCACCAUGGAGAAACCGUGGAAAUGUGAGGACUGUGGGAACGGAUUCAAUUGUCCUUCCAAACUGGAAAUCCAUCAACGCAGUCACACUGGGGAGAGGCCGUUCACCUGCCCGGAGUGUGGGAAGGGAUUCACUCAGUCAUCCAACCUGCUGAGACACCAGCGGUUACACACUGGAGAGAGACCGUUCACCUGCUCUGAGUGUGGGGAACGAUUCACACAGUUAACCAGCCUACUGAGACAUCAGCCAGUUCACACUGGGGAGAGGCCAUUCACCUGCCCUGUAUGUGGGAAAGGAUUCACUGGGUCCUCUGAGCUGCUGACACACAAGCGAGUUCACACUGAGGAGAGGCCAUUCAGCUGUACUUCCUGUGGAAAGAGAUUCAGGUCUUCAUCCAACCUCAAUGCACACCAGAGAAUUCACACUGGGGAGAGGCCAUUUACCUGCUCCGAGUGUGGAAACAACUUCACUCAGUUAUCAGCACUACGGACACACCAGUGGGUUCACACCGGGGAGAAGCCGUUCACCUGCCCUGAGUGUGGGAAGAAAUUCACUCAGUCAUCCAAACUGCUGGCACACCAGCGGGUUCACACUGGAGAGAGGCCGUUCACCUGCACGAUGUGUGGGAAAGGAUUCACUGGGACCUCUGACCUACGGCAACACUAUCAAACUCACACUGAGCAGAGGCCGUUCAGUUGUAACUUCUGUGGAAAGAGAUUUGGGUAUUUUUGCAACCUGUUGAGACACCAGCGACUUCACACGGGAGAGAAACCGUUUACCUGCUCCAGUUGUGGGAAGGGAUUCACUCAGUUUUCGAACCUGGUGACACACCAGCGAGUUCACACUGGAGAGAGGCCGUUCACCUGCUCUGAGUGUGGGAAGGGAUUCACUCAGUCAUCCCACCUGCUGAAACACAAGCGACUUCACAAGUGACUGUAGGGGAAUAAUUCUGCUGUGAUUGUAAUCACAUCCAGGACUGAACCAUGUUCAUUCUGACAGUUGGGGUUUGUUUCUGCUGAUGUUAAUAAUCCCUGUUACUGGGCUGGAGUUUAAUAUUCUGGAUCGAUAGCUGAUUGUGUUCUCGGGGCUGCAGUGUCCCUUUAAGAACUGCUGUCUAUGGUCUUUCCCCAUAAUUCAGGAACUCUCAUCAGAAAUUACUUUACAACAAGAUUCUGAACUUUUACUUCAAUCCUAAAUUGAUCUUUUGUACAAACUCUACAAUUCAGUGUCUGAGAGGUUCCACUGAUUAACAUCUCCAAUUAGAAAGUGCUGAUUAAUCCUUAGUGACAAUUCUUACUGACUUGCACAUUACUCACAGUGACACCUCCAUUAUCCACCAGAUAGAAGGGGAACGGGAAUUGAUGGAGAAUCGAAAGUUCCCAAAUGUUACCCCUCCCGCCUGGUACAGAAAUCUCCUCGGCAUCGGAAUGGAGACAAGAUCAAUCCAAGUAACGGACCACAAGAAAUCACUGUCUAAAAACCUUAUAAAGCCUUCAGAAAUUUAUGGAAUAUUACAGACUCAGCUCACUCUCUCUGCUAUGAAGAAAGCUUCCAUCGCAGCUUGCUGGCUGACAAACACAGGACAGGCCUGUUAUCUCUGCCAAGGAAAUGUCUCUAGCACAGGCCCUGAAAUAAGACAUUUCUAACCCUAAUACGAUUGGAUGAUAUGAACCAUAUGUAAAUCUACUCUCUGUGUAAAGGUUAUAACAGGCUCUCGAGAGCACAGAGAUUUUGAAGCAAUCCACACUGGCUUCAGCCCAACACCCACACUCUGGCUCACACCAGUUAACUGUUCACAGGAGACUGUCGCCACCAGCUACAGAGACCAGCGCUCACUCUGUGUCAUCCGUCCGUUUGUCCUCUGGGACCGGUAAACCGUUCUCACCUGUCAUGGGUCAUUUGAUUUUUCUGUCUAUUUAGCUUACACAUCAAAUUUAACUUAAUA